Molecule: messenger RNA, 6810 nt
Organism: Pocillopora meandrina
Lineage: Eukaryota; Metazoa; Cnidaria; Anthozoa; Scleractinia; Pocilloporidae
Source: the annotation of a GenBank genome assembly
AUGGACAAGAAAAAGUCAUUAAUCCUUCUUAAACAUUACGCUGAUGUGGAGAGGGAAAUACAGGGUCUUGACGCUACCUUCCUCGAUUUGCUGAAAACAAGCGAGGGAGACGUCCUUUCUAAAAUCAAGACAAGAAUAAAAAGAAUGGAAGACAGAGAUUAUGUUGUUCUUGUAGCAGGUGAAUAUCUUGAAUAUAAUGCGUAACCCAAACCACCGAGGUGCUUUGAUCAUGAUCAUGCAGAAAAACAACGGGUGAAAAAGUGACAGAAAGGAGUAUCAAAAAUCUACUUGGCCAGGACGUUUCUAAGUUUAUUUUUAAUAAUUUGUUUUAACAAAACUGUCAAUUAGGUUUUAUCGAAUUCUUAAGCCAGAGAGUCUUAAGCCAGAGUGGCGACUUGUGAGGCUCUGACCUUUAAAACCGGAAAGAUUACGUCGAAUAACUUGAACUCGAGUAUGUGGGCGGAACACUUUAUGACAAUUGUACUUUACUUACGGUAAAAUUUCAAACCAAUAUAGACUGUUGAAGGAAGAACUUGAGAUUUAAGAUUUGAGUAAUGACCAUUUUGCAUUUUACUUACGCUUAGGGGAGACCAGUGCAGGAAAAAGCAGCAUGUUGAAUCUAAUUCUUGGUGAAGAGCUUUUACCAUUUUCAGUUCUUAGUACAACAUCUACAAUAUGUGAAUUGAAAUAUGGGAGAGAGAAAAGGAUAAAGAUACACUAUAAGAAAGAAGGAAAGGCUCCGGAGAUAAAGUAUCUUACAGAAUCCUCGCCUUACAUAGAUCAAAUAUCAGAAUUUGUUCAUGUCAAGUCUGCAAGUUUGAGAGAAAAGGCAUCAAGUUACAAAAAGGUGGAAUUGUUUUGGCCUCACAGAUUAUUACAGGUUAGAGACUCCGACGAUCGUGCUUCAAACCAUACUUUUAUAAAUAUGAUGCAAGGUGACACCUAAAUUUCAGGAACUUUUUUGGAGCUUUAACGCCAAAUGGUGAGAAGAAUUACAUGGAGAAAAUAAACUUACUUACUCUGUUUCCACAUUAGGACGGUGUUGUAAUCGUUGACAGCCCUGGCGUCGGGGAGUCUGACAUUAUGGACGAAAUUGUUGUUAACUACUUGCCAAAUGCCUUUGCUUUCAUCUAUGUCAUCAACAGUAGCAAUGCCGGAGGAGUUCAAAGAGAUCGGGUGAGUAAUUAUUGAUACUUUCUGUAUUGACUACCGCCAAUCCUUUCAACUCCUCACCAGUGCUCGAUCUAUUUUUUAAACCACGAUUUUUGUAGAUAGCUCAAAGAGCUCAAAAAGCUAUCUCAUCAAAGCCCUAUGUGUUGAUUGAAUCAAUCUAUACAGCUUGUUUCCUCAUUUGUUAGCUUGUUCGACUUCUGCACAAAACGAGGGAACUCACAAAUGAACAGCAAAUGGAAUUCUCACCAAACUGCACUUUGUUCGUUUGCAAUAAGUGGGACACAAUACCAACCUCAGAGGGAGAUGUGGUCAUAGCGCACAUAAUCAACAAGUUGAGUCAGUGUUUGCCAGAUGUCGACACAAAUACUCAAAUUAUCCGCAUUUCAACUACUAAAGCUCUUGUGGCCCAGAAGUAUGGAGUCAUGAAUUCAGAAUUUGCCUCACUUACAGACAAGAUUGGCUGUUUGGUUUCGAAAAGCAUCGAAACAAGACUUGAACAACAUUGGAGGUAGUUUAGAUCAUUUCUAAAUGUACGUUUGUCAUGAAGCUAUUAUUUAUUAGGCAAAAACCAUCUCGUUCUGUCAUGGCCUGUCAUCAAGAUUUCUUUCGUCUCAAAAAAAAUCACUGCUAUAAACGAAAGUAAUUGUACAAGUCUACACUUCUUCCUGAUUGCUUAAACACUCCUCUCAACGGGCCUGCUAUGUUACUUGUGGCAGUUCAAGCCAAAGAAGUUUAAGGCGAAAGAAGUCACAUCCGAGGGGCAGUAACUGAGGGAUAGAUAGAGACCUACCCCUCUGAAUUUCCAUACAACAAAAAUUUGAAAAUGAUAGAAUCUUGCAACAUUCCUUUCAUGACGUUAUGCCUCUCUACUAGAGCAGCUACUCUCCACCCAUCUCUUGCAAAUAUAUGAGAAAUAGAUGCAUGGACGGCUACCUUAAAAAACAGGAGCCUUUCCAAAUUUUUCUCAGAGAAAUUGGGAAAAAAUGUGUACCUGUGGUAUAGAAUUAAAAAACAUCCAUCUUCCUCGUAUGUUCAACUGGUAACUAUAUUUGAUUCUUUCUUAAUUUGUACAGCUGGCUAGAUCUUUUGCUGUCUCGAAUAAUCUGGCUGAUGAGUACAUUAAUAACAAAUAUCUCCACUGACCAUGUGGCUGCAAAAGAUAGAUUAAAUGCUGUGAUAGAGAGGCUGAAGAAACUUCAAGCGGAACAGGAGUCAUCGAAGGAGGCAAUGACGCAAUUUCUUGAAGAGAGCACUUGUGAGGCCAUCAACACCUUAAUCGAAUACCUUCAGAAAUCCGAAGUGAAAGAGAGAUUUUGCAAGUGGAACUCUGACGAGCUUCCAGCUGUCGAGAAGUCAUGGGAAGUUACUGAGGCUGCCCUUGUUAACCUUCUUCAAAGAAGAUUACAGAUAUUUAUUGAAGAAUGGGAGGAAGAGGAGCAAAUGUUUGCAAAGGCACGGAAAUCAGUCAUCCAAGAGUUCCUCGAAAAAUACAAUUAUCUGGAGAGGGAGCUUCGCAACGUGGAAGUCAAUGCUUCACAAAUACAAGUACUUGUUGAAGAAGAAACGGCAGGCGAAAGUGUAGAGGAUCACGUUUUCAACAGCAAGUACAACUUUUCGCUUCCAUUUGAAAGUAAACUUUUUCUUGGAAUAGCGAUUCCUUUCAUGGUUCCACCUCUUCUUGUUGGAGCUGCGUUUGCUGUUCCAGUAACACUGCUUCUUCUUCCAAUGGUGGGAAUUAAAUCUAUUGCCGACAGCAUCAAAGAAAGAAAAAGGCAGAGUGCAUACAAUAAAGAUCGCGCUGAGUACGUGCGAAUCAUGGCACAAAAGUUUUUAGGGAAGGCUGCAACCUUCGAGGCACUAAAGCCACUGGUCGAAGGGCAAUUGGAGCUAGCUGUAAACACCCUGAAUGACCUGCAAGCGAGAAUCCCCAUGCUUGUUGAGGCCGAUGUAAAACUUUGUCAGCAACUUAUGGAGGAGGCACAUAGCAAGAAGGAUUCUGAAGCUCGCUACAAGCCCUGUAGAGACAAAUGCAGCCGUUUGCGCGGUGAGCUCGCGUUGUUUGGUUCUAUGGAGAUCUGGUGCAUGCGGCUCUCCUGGGAUGACCUUUCUUGGGAUGUCAGCGAGGAUGUCUACUUGAAGCGACCAAUGGAACCUGGGCUCUACCAAGGGCGCAUUUCCAAGGGCAGGUACUCAUCAAGUAGCCAAGUAACCUUUAAAGUGUACAGAGACCUGCUAACCAGCAGCAAUAUCAUUGAGUGCUUGGCAGACGAAGCUAUCUUGAGGUACAUCUUAAUUAAUAAACAAACAAUUUUUAAUCAAACACUCAACUAACAAAACAAACUUGUUUUUUUUAGGAUUCAGAACACGCGUUAUGCUAGUAACACUUCGGUAUUCUCCCUAAAAUACCCAAGUCAAUUUAAUAGAUGUGUUGAGCUAUUUUCCCUUAAACAUGACACUUGUACGGGCAUUCCUCGUUUAACGUACAGUUCUGUUCGAUUUAGUCUAGAAUUAAUUUUUACCGGUGCAGUGCCCUACCAGCCAAGCUAACAAGCCAACUGAGAGCUGGUCAUUGUGUUAAUUCGUAAUAAACCGCCACCGCUGAGGUCAUGGGUCCAAAUCCUGUACAGGCCUAAAUGUUUUCAGGCCUUAUUUUCACUACUCCUUGAGUAGUGUUCAUUACUGCGAAGAUCACUUUCAUAUUUAUUUCCUGAACAGUAAUUUACAUGUAUGAUUUUCAUAUGUUCACAAUUUUUCAGAAAAUAUUUUCCUACUUUCACUACUCAUUUUGUUCUCACUCCUACCACGUCCAAAGUUGAAAGUUGUUCACAUAUUUCUUGUGUUUGUUGUUUUCUCCACAGGAGGCUUCGCCAUCCUCACAUUGUCAAGUUUUACGGUGCUGUUUUUAGAAAGGUUCCAAGGGGUUUAGAAGCAGCCUUUGUAACUGAGUGUCCAGGAGUUGAUUUAAAGAAACAUCUGAUCGAUCAACCCAGAAAUUGUCCUGCGAAGAAUCCCGUGGCAACGAUGGAUGUGAUUCGCUGGGCAGACCAAGUCGUCGAAGCACUGAUGUCGAUUUACAGCAUGUUUGACGGAUGUGUUCACGGUGACCUUCGGUUAGAAAACGUUUUGGUAGGGAAAUAUUUCACUUUUUAAUAAAAAGUUUUGUUUUACAUUGGUUUCACACUCAAAGAAAAAAAUAGUAAAUUUAAAAACUAUCAGAACUACCAAAGUCUAUGACUCGCAGUAAAAAUAAAGGGUUGGAUUAUUUCUCUCUCCCGUGUGCACGGACCUUUUCUCGUUCAAGGACUUCCGCGUCACUGUGUUCAAACUUAGUUUUAUGGGCUGUCUUUAAGUACAUUUUGAUCUAGACUAAGCCAGGCCAAAUAGCUUGCAAUUAGACCCUCACACUUUUGAAAAGCUAAAUCAAUUAUAACUGCGAAGUGAUCAUUUCAUGUGCAUCUACGCUACUAUCAUCUAUUGCAUAACUUGCUCUUAUUGCAAAAAGUCAUACAUCGGUGAAACUGGAAGACGACUAGGUGAUCGAUUCCGAGAACACCUUCGCGACGUAGAAGGAAAUGCAAGGCAAAUCCAAACCAGUCGCUAGACUCUUGAUCUCCCUAAUCAUUCUAAACAGCAUAUGGCGGUUUGCGGCCUUUCCUUACAUCUAGGGAAUUCGGGAAGCCGAAAAAUUUUAGAACAAAAGUUGAUCUCUCAAAACGGCGCCCUUAAUCCCCACGGUAUCAACGAGCACUUUUCAUUCAACUUAUGAAGUAAGCUAUUAAACUGCCUACGAUGGCCAAUUUACGUUAUGAACUCAGUUGCCAUUACCAAACUACCCUGUUAUACUCGCCCACCGAUGCAGCGCCACAGUUCUGUAGAAACUUACCCCCUUUAUUCAGUUAUAUAAAUCUAUCUCAUAACAUCGAAAAGAAGAUGAAGAUAUAACUGCUUUGUUCAUAAGUAAGUGUGUUUCAACCAAACUAGUGACCUUUGCCUAGUCAUACUCAGUUUUGUUCUAUUUCUUUAGGUGAGAUCCAGUGUACUCUUUAAAAAUGCUAGUCCAGCAAGACAAAACCACUAUUUAUUGAGUUUCUUUUUAUCAUCAAUUCAAAUCAUUUUUUUUGGUAUUAUUUUACAUAGCUUGACGGUCCCAAUGUCCGUGAUAUUAAGUUGAGCAACAUCUCCCUCAGGAGGCAGCUGACCAUCGAGCAUGGAUCAAAGUGUGAUGCAUUUCUUCAUCUUCCGCCAGAAGCUGUGCGAAAUAGAAACUACAAUGCCUCUUCAGAGAUUUACUCCCUCGGGAUCUUGUUCUGGGAAAUAUGGUACGGCAAAGAAGCUUUUGAUGAUUUAAAAGGUAAGAAGAUGGAAGAAUUUUUAUCAGUUGUAGAAGGAGGCCAUCGUCCCGAUCUUGGAGGUCUCACAACUCCGACAUCAAAUCGGUGGGCUACUCUCAUUUCUGGUUGCUGGGAAAAGACGGCCUCAGAAAGGAAAAGCCUCGCAGAUUGUAAGUCAACUAUUAUGGGAAUUUUAGCUAGUCAAAGAUAGAGCCUAUCCUGGAAAAAAAAACAAGAUGCUUCAACUCGGUGUAAAAAUAGACUUAAAAUUCAAGAAAGCAUUGAAAGCAACUCAGAUUGGGCUGGUUAGCCUCAAACCCUGAAGUUAACUAUAAACUGGGGAAGUUACAGUCCUAUCCUUUGUAUCGAAUAAUAGACAUAAUCUUUUAAACAAAAACAGUCUCUUAAUUUUGGUUUGUGGCCUUCCUUUGUUCUACAUUGAAUUUUUUCCCUUUUUUGGUUUCCUUUGUGUUUUAAACCAUUUUUAAUUGCUUCUGUGAUCGAGACUUUUUUUCGCACCAUGUUGGGCAAUUCCAUAAAAUUAGUAGUUACUUCAUAGCUUUUCCCUAACUUGUCAGAUCCAUUAACCUUACCAAUACCUACUUUUCAAGUUUCGGAUGUCAGAGUGGAAACUGUGGUACAAAGAAGGUUUUUCCUUUCUGUAACGAAAGUUCGAAAGUUUCUUAUGAUGCAGUGGUGAGGUUAUUCAAUUAAACUUCAGGAGCUUUCGAUCCUAUACGUGGGAUGCUAAGUAACUGUGUGUUUUAUAACUUUUUCUUGUUGUCACCUUGUGGUGAAAGGGUGGCACAUGCUCUUUGUUUUCCUAACGCAUGCUAGUAUCCGAGGAAACUCUAUUGCAAUCGCCAUUGGGAAAGUUAUAAAAUCUUCGGAGGUAGUUUAUCCUUCCCACCACAUUAGGGCGAAGAAUUUUUUUAUCCCUAUUUUCUGCUCUCAGUAAUUACUUUAGUUCAAUAAAAUUUCCAAUGAGUAAGUUUGAAAAAUUUUGUUUUAAAUUAUCUAAAACGAUCAGCUAGUGAGAAUAAGCGACACCAAUUGCAAUUUGUAUCUUUGUUUAUCACACUUUGAAGUUCUCGCUUUUAGAGUAGUUGAUUUAUAUUAAUUCUUGAGCUAUAAGGUGUAGACCACAAACAUAUUUCUUAUGUAGUACGGAAUAGUGAUAAGAGAUUCUGAAGGAGUCUGAUGUCUAGAGACGCUUAGUUAAUUCUGUUGAGUAAAAUAGUGUACGAAAAGAUACAACGCUGUAUAAAAAAAGCAACAGAUAGAAUAAAAAAAAUGUACCAGCCCA